AUGCAGUAUCCAGACGCAUGGGCGAACCAAACACCAUCCAGCGAUCCCACUAGUGAUCAACCAGGAGGGGUCCCAGAGUCACAAAGCACUUCACAUGUUGCCAACGUCUCUCAAAACCAGAAUACAAACUCCCAGUUUCAAAAUUCGACAAAUACUGUUGUGGCUCCCCCGUUGGACGUGAGUCGACAGCAGCUGUACAAUGGUGCAAAUACGGCUGCAGCUACUGCAGCAUCGCCGGGCAAUAGAAUAACACUUCAAUCAGUGAGUGGUCAGAAACGAGUGAUAGCUCUCAAACCACGUAAAACACAUCGAGCCGUGCAGCCGGGCUUCACAUCAUCUGGCGAGAAGAUUUUGUUCAUUCAAUCACUCGGGCUUAAUGGCAAUGCGCGUUUCGUGGUCACUGAUGCCGAAGGGAAUGUUCGUCUUGUCUCAGCUUCGUCUGCCGGCGGUCAGCCCGCGCUAGACGGUGCAAAGAGAACAGGAGUUCCUUAUACGCUUCAGGAUCCAGCUAAAAUCCUGGAGCUCCGUGAUCUGGUUCGUUGCGGUGGAGUAUACGGGCUGGAAUUCGUAGCCAUUGGGGAAUGGGAUAUGACGAAUACAAGGCUUCCCUUUAUCGUCGUUCUCUUUUACCACGAAAAUGAGAAAGGGAGGCGUGAAGAAGCUAUCUCUCGUUCUUCUCUUACGAAAAUAUUGGCAAAACGCGAAGCCGAGAAGCUGGUAGCUGAGAGCAUUGUCGGUGACCCUGAAAUGUCAUUGAAAGAAGCUCUCAUGUCUCAGGUGGCUCCAAAGAAGCAGGAAGACCUUUCUAACAAUGUGCCCCCACUUCUUCCUUACGGUCAGCAGAGCCAGCCGUGGUGGUUCCAAACUACUCCGCAACACCACGGAUCGCAUGCUGUUUUCAAUGCCGGUCCUCUCCAGCAGCCGUACUCAAACCAGUUCCAACAAUUCGUUCCUCAGCAGUUUCAGCAGCCAUCUAUUCAUCAGUUCCAACCUGGGCCCUUUGCUAUGCCACCUCAGCCGGUUCUCGACUCUUCGAUGAUGAAACACGGCGCCAACUCUCCGGCAGCAAGCAUGAUGGAGGAGGAACUUUGA
Messenger RNA from Penicillium lagena, 1092 nucleotides. Its product is annotated as putative glutamine rich protein. The transcript has a single exon. Lineage: Eukaryota; Fungi; Ascomycota; Eurotiomycetes; Eurotiales; Aspergillaceae. The record is from RefSeq and is a predicted model, not a curated record. The coding region runs from base 1 to 1092 and encodes 363 amino acids.